ACCUCACUCUUUUCAGUUCGGGCCGAGAGUCGAUUGAGGCGCCAGGAGCGUGCGGGGGUUUUUCUCAGUCUUUCCAGAUCCGGACGACAACUCCGCCGCCAUUAUGGUAAAGCUCGCCAAGAAUGUUAAAAAUCAGCCUAAGCAAAAGAAAAUGGCCCUUCCUCCUCCAAAGGAAGUUGAUGAGAGUGGAGAGGAUUCUUCAGAAGAGGAGGACAGCAGUGAGGAAGAGAUGGUUCCCCAGAAGAAAGCAGUUACCCCAGCAAAAGGAGCUGCAGUUACUCCCAACAAAAAGUCAGCAACUCCUGGCAAGAAGAUAGUGGCCACCCCAGCCAAAAAAGGAUCAGCUACCCCAGCAAAGAAAGGAGCCGCUACACUAAAGACGCCGGUUCCUGUCAAAGGAGCAAAAAAUGGGAAAAAUGCAAAGAAAGAAGAGAGCGAAGAGGAGGAUGAAGAUGAGGAGGAUGAGGAAGAUAGUGAGGAGGAUGAAGAUGACUCAGAGGAGGAGCCGGCAGUACUGGUAAAGAAAAGUGCGCUGGCGUCAGCAAAAAAACCUGUCCCUGCUCUAGCUGCUCUAUCAGCUGAGCAAGAGUCUGAGGAGGAGGAGGAUGACGAGGAGGAAGAUGAUGAAGAAUCAGAAGAUGAACCCAUGGACAUCACACUGGCUAAAGGAAAGAAAGCUGUGCUUGCAAAAACCACACUGGCAAAGGUCACACCAGUAAAGAUUGCCAAGGAAGAGUCUGGGGAUGACGAGGACGAUGAGGAUGAUGACGACGACGAGGAGGAAGAUGAUGACGAGGAGGAAGACGAAGAAACUGCGCAAGAAAUUGCUGGAAAGCGAAAGAAGGAAAUGGCCAAGCAGAAGGGGACCCCAGAUGCUAAGAAAAAGAAAACAGAAGAAGCCACCUUCUCCCUCUUCAUGGGCAAUCUGAAUGGAAACAAGGACUUUGAUGAACUGAAGGCUGCCAUCAGGGAUUUCUUUGCCAAAAAGGAUCUUCAAGUUCAAGAAGUCAGAAUUGGCAGCUCAAAGAGGUUUGGCUAUGUGGAUUUCUCCUCAGAAGCUGAGCUGGAUAAAGCACUUAAGCUAAAUGGGAAGAAAUUAAUGGGCUUGGAAAUAAAACUGGAAAAAGCAAAGAGUAGAGAGAGCAUUCAAGAGAACAAGAAAGAGAGAGAUGCAAGAACCAUCUUUGUGAAGAACCUUGCUUACAGUAUAACCCAAGAAGACCUGCAAGAAGUGUUUGACAAUGCCCUGGAGGUCAGGCUGGUGUCCAAGGAUGGAAAUAGCAAAGGGAUUGCUUACAUUGAAUUUAAAUCUGAGGCAGAUGCAGAGAAAGCAAUGGAGGAAAAACAAGGGAUGGAGAUUGAGGGCCGGGCCAUCAUGCUUGACUACACAGGCGAAAAGAGUCACCAGGAUGGCAGGAAAUCCAGUGGAGAGUCAAAGACCCUUGUUGUGAACAACCUCUCAUAUGAUGCAACAGAAGAAUCUCUUCAGGAAGUCUUUGACAAAGCUUCAGCAAUCAGGAUUCCACAGAACAACCAGGGAAGACCUAAAGGUUACGCAUUUGUAGAAUUUGCCACCGCUGAGGAUGCUAAAGAAGCACUGAACUCUUGCAACAAUACAGAAAUUGAAGGCCGAACAAUCAGGCUGGAAUUCAGCACCCCAGGAGGACAAAACAGGAAUUUCAAUGCUAGAGGAGGAUUUGCGCAGCAAAGCAAAACACUCUUUGUGAAAGGCCUGUCUGAAGAAACAACAGAAGAGACAUUGAAAGAGUCAUUUGAAGGCUCCAUUGGUGCGAGAAUAGUCACUGACAGAGACACUGGCUCAUCCAAAGGGUUUGGCUUUGUGGACUUCAGCUCCCCAGAAGAUGCCAGAGCAGCAAAGGAAGCCAUGGAGGAUGGAGAGAUUGAUGGGAACAAAGUGACCCUUGACUUUGCCAAGCCGAAGGGCGAUGGGGCGCGUGGCGGUGGUGGCUUUGGUCGUGGAGGCAGAGGCGGACGGGGUGGCAGGGGAGGCUUCGGUGGCAGGGGUGGCAGAGGAGGAUUUGGAGGCAGAGGCGGCGGCUUCAGAGGAGGCAGAGGUGGUGGUGGUGACCACAAACCACAAGGAAAAAAGAUAAAAUUUGAUGACUAAGUGGCUUGUUGCCCCUUGUAUCUGAAAGGACUCUGGGGUUUUUAAUUCUGUCACUACCAAUAUGACAGAGCCUUCUGAGGACAUUCCAAGAUGCGUUGCAGUCCCCUAAGAGCUACUUGGAAAAAAUCCUUUCAAUGAAGUAACAGCCAUUUGACUGCCUGGCCACGCAUAUGAACUUUUAAAAAGCAACAAGAAAUGUGGGAGUUGACUUGUGUCAGUGCAUUGUCCUAAAUUUAUAACGUUUUACCCCAUGUACAAAAUUAACUUCCUUAUACAUUUCUGUAGGGUUUUUCCUUUUUUGUUUGUCUUUUUUUCUUGCUGUAAAAAUGCAAAAAAUGUUUUAUCAUUUGUGUCUUGGCACACUGUCUUGGGCAGAUUAAAGGGCCUAAACAGA
Messenger RNA from Rhineura floridana, 2522 nucleotides. RefSeq names its product nucleolin (gene NUCLEOLIN). Lineage: Eukaryota; Metazoa; Chordata; Lepidosauria; Squamata; Rhineuridae. The record is from RefSeq and is a predicted model, not a curated record. The coding region runs from base 104 to 2128 and encodes 674 amino acids. Gene Ontology annotation, molecular function: RNA binding. The transcript has 15 exons.